Messenger RNA from Meriones unguiculatus (Mongolian gerbil), 1437 nucleotides. RefSeq names its product PRAME family member 7-like. Lineage: Eukaryota; Metazoa; Chordata; Mammalia; Rodentia; Muridae. The record is from RefSeq and is a predicted model, not a curated record. Gene Ontology annotation, cellular component: cytoplasm. The coding region runs from base 1 to 1437 and encodes 478 amino acids. Gene Ontology annotation, biological process: positive regulation of cell population proliferation; negative regulation of cell differentiation; negative regulation of apoptotic process. The transcript is spliced from 3 exons.
AUGAGCAGCAACAUGCCACUCCCGCUCCAGGAGUUGGCUAUGAAGAACCUGCUGAGGAAUGAGCUGGUGGCUGACAGCGCUUUGCCGACCUUGCCCAAAAAGUUCUUACCACAGCUGUUCAAGCAAGCCUUUGAGGGUAAUCAUGUCAAGGCUGUGAGGACAAUAGCGUCUUCCUGGCCCUUCCCCCGCCUCCCACUUGGAGUUCUGAAGAGGAGGACAACCUACGCAGAGACCCUAGCUGUCCUAGAGGAGAUUGAUAAAUUGCUUGUCCAGAAGGUUCGCCCCAGGGAUUACCAGCUGCAAGUACUGGAUUUGCGGUCUGUGGGUCAGACCUAUAUGGAUGUGUGGUCUGGAUCUGCGGAUGACUGGUUACCGAAGACCACGAGCGAGACUCAAGCAGUGCCGGGCCCCUCUACGGCAGAAGCGACUCAGCCCUUGAAGGUGGCGGUGAACUUGUACCUCAGGGAAGCCUGCCCAGGCACGAUGUUCUCCUACCUCAUUGAAUGGCAUAAUAAGAGGAGAGGGCUGUUACAGCUGUACUGUAACGAGCUUCAGAUUUGGUUCCCGAGCCUUCAGAACUACAGGAGGCUCUCCCAGAAGGUGAACCUGGAGUACGUAGAAACCCUGGCCUUCCAUGAGUCCUACAAUCCAGCCUUCUUGUUUAACGUGGCUCCGUAUAUGGGCCGCAUGAAGAACCUGCGUCAACUCACUCUCUCCAACAUCCUCUCAGAGAGCUACAUCUCCCCAGAGAAGAAGAGGAACAUCAUCAGCAGGUUCACCUCACACCUCCUCAGGCUGGAGCACCUCCAGAAGCUGCAUCUGGAUGCUGUCAGCUUCCUUGAGGGGCACCUGCCCUGGCUGCUUAGGUCUGUGAAGACAAUCUUGGAUGACCUGGCAGUGACUCAAUGUAAACUCUCCGUGUCUGAAUGGAACCGUCUUUCUGGGUUCCCAUGUGUCAGUCGGUUGCAACACCUGAGUCUGGGAAAAGUCAGAUUGAGGAAUUUAAGCCCUGAGCCCCUCCGAGUUCUGUUAGUAAAUGCCGGACCCACCCUGGUGACCCUGGACUUGGAGGACUGUCACAUUGGGGACGACCAUCUCUCUGCCAUCCUGCCUGCCCUGAGCAGCUGCACCCAGCUCACCGACUUCAGCUUCUACGGGAACCAAAUCUCCAUGGUUGCCCUGAAGGACCUGCUACAGCACACCGCCAGCUUGAGGCUCCUAAAGCUGGAGCUGUACCCGGUCCCUCAGGAGAGCUAUGACUGCCGGGGCACUCCCCUCAUGAGGAGCAUGCGCCAGCAGUGUGAUGAGCUCCUGGACAUGCUGAAAGCCAUCAGGGAGCCAGUGCGGGUCUUUUUUGGUACUGACCGCUGCAAUCGAUGUGGCAGUCGCUACAUCUACAACAAAACCAAGAUGUGUGACUGUCGAAGAUUUUACUAG